Molecule: messenger RNA, 10495 nt
Organism: Haplochromis burtoni (Burton's mouthbrooder)
Lineage: Eukaryota; Metazoa; Chordata; Actinopteri; Cichliformes; Cichlidae
Gene: zcchc14
Product: zinc finger, CCHC domain containing 14
Exons: 13
Coding region: 2251-5625 (1124 amino acids)
Molecular function (GO): nucleic acid binding; zinc ion binding; protein binding
Source: RefSeq, a predicted model, not a curated record
GGGCGGGGCUUACCUAUAGAGACUAAUGUGCUGAAACAGUCGAGACGAUGGAGCAAGGGAGAACUGCAGGUGGAGGAGAAAGAAGAUUAGUACUACAUUGUAGGGCGAGGUGAGGGGACACAGUGCACUAGAGUUAGCGCAUUUUAUUAUUACGUAAAUCAUAAUUUAAGCAGCACUUUUAGGGUGUGUGUACAUUUUUUAUCAUCUGUGAGGAGGCAAAUAUUACGCUGGACACAACACCACGUCCGUCGGCAAUGUGCCGCUGCAGCAGGCAUCAGCAUAGCCAUCUGCUGCCAUCUUCUGAACCUAUAUAUGAACUACACCAAAAAGGCUGUAAAGUUUAAAUAUAUACACUGUUCCGCCACAACAGCUAAAAGGAAAAAAGGAACCCAGACAUGAAGUGGAAAACCUGAUUUAUCCUAUUAUAAGCCUUAGGUCCUGACAUUCACACUAAGACGACCAGAUCCCCGAAUCACUUAGCUAAGUUGGAUAAGUAGUUAAGUGAUAGUUAUCCCAGCUAAAACUGGGCGAAAGUCAGGGGGGAAACGCUGGACACAUUACCAGCUCAAAACAGCAUGACCAGAUUCUAAUAUACUAAAAUAAAUAAAUAAAAAUGUUUUUGUGGGACAUGAAUUUACGGACGGGUCACAGGGGAUAAAAACAUGGUGCAUUCCCAAAGAUUAAUGCCAGUUCAACCGCCAUACACUUAAAUUGUACUCCCUGACGACUGCAGCCUCAUUCAGAAGACCACCAAACUGCCCACAUCUUUAACUCAGGUCUUACUUCCAGCACACGACUUUAAAGGCACAUGAAGUAGUAUCAAACUUUGAACACACAUCAUUCUGCUCAGAGGUACUCAAAGAUCAGUAACUAUUAGCAAAACUCACCUCUAAGUGGAGGGGAAAUGUAAAAUACUGUGCCAGAACUUCCUCAAAAGUGACAGUUUAUAAGUCACGAUAUGCAUUUUUAAAUACACUGAUGAUGCCAUACUGAAAUAGAUAACUAAAUAAAAGACUAAAGGGAACUUUACCAAAAAAAAUCCCUGAAUUUACCAAAAAAAAAAAAAAAAGUGAACCUAUACUGACAGGAAACUACUCUUCUGCAUAUUCUCCUCUGUGGAGAUUAUUGAUUCGAUAUUGGAAUAGAGACAACUGUUGCAGCUCUCUUUAUUCCAUGAAGCUGAAACUGCCUUGGAAGCAUCAGUUGAGUGUGUGUCUGGCACUUUAAAUACCUAAUAACUAAGCGGAGUAUGAACGCAUGAGAAAAAGAUGUGGAAUAAAAGGGCAACGGAUAUCGCUCUGAACCAAUCGCAGGAGGAGCCUCGAUUAAAGACAGCUCUCGCAGCCAAUCAGAGCAGACCGUUCUCUGUGGUAGGUUUGUCUUGUUACCAGAGUUGGGAUAAUGUUAUAUACAGCUGUUUUUCUCGCUUCCAAGAUUCAUGGCAGAAUGAGAAGAACCUAGAAGUAAAAUGUGCACCAAAUUCCUUCAUGGCUUCUUUAAAAAACGCCUCCAGAGUCGUCAGUGAGAUUUCUUUUUAAUCCACAGCUGCUUUUGAUGAGGUAAUGUCUAAGAAAUGUUCUCGUGGUAUUUCCACUGGUAACCAGCAGUAGCUUCGGGAUCUACUAGUUGUGUUUACAAACUUGAAAUCCGGCACAGUCUUUGGCUGGUGCCCGCGGCUCCUCGUACAAGUUUUGGGAAGCCAUGCAACUCUACAGGAAGGGCUUGUUGUUGUGCCUUUUGGCUUGGCGGCUCGGAUCAAAAAGUCUCGGUGUGCUUGAGGGUAUCAUUGAAUGGGGCGGUGUGUUUUGAUCUCGCCUGCCUUUGUGCAACCACUGUUUCUGAGCCGUCAGGGGGUCCGCGGUCCGACCGGCGGAGGGGGACACGGCGGAGGGACUCUGGGCUGCCGUGCUCCGUGGUGAAUGCAGACCAGUCCACUUUGGCUCCAUGUGAGACGACUUUGGGGAGAUUCUGGUUCGGGAAGGCCUGCUUAGGUGUCGUCUCUGCUCCGACAACAAAGGAAACGACCGUUGCUUGUUAAAUUUCACUCCUGCGGCCGCUCUCAGACAAACACCGAGAACGUUGAAGUGGCAAACAGCCGCUUAAACCUAAGUUGGUAAAUUAGGACUGAGUUUGCCAACGACGCCUGCGCAAUUUGUGCGCACACCCGAGCGCGCUCCCUUCAAGUCGUUUUUAAAGUGAAUUCUGUAGUUACUGUACCGGUCCACAUACAGUGUGAGUGCGUGUGUGAGGAUGGUGGAGAGCCAGAGCUGUGUUCACAGAGAGGGGGUGUACCGCUGGUUCUCCUCACUCAACUCAGCCCAGAGGGCAGAGUUCCUGUGCGGCCUGCUGGACCUUUGCGUCCCCAUCGAGCUCCGUUUCCUCGGCUCGUGCUUGGAGGACUUGGCUCGCAAGGACUACCACUCUCUACGGGAUGCGGAGAUCAAAGCCAACAACCCCGUCGACCUGUCGGGCCUUACCAACAUCACAGAUGAGGUGGUGCGCAGCAAGCUGCUGGUGUCCCUCGCACUGCUCGGUUCAGACAACCGGGAGGCUGCGGGGGUCCUGUACCGGACCCUGACCCACAUAGACACGGUGAUCAAUAACUACGGCCUGGCGCUGAACGAUGGGAGGACAGAGGAGCAGUUUCUGCUGCUGUUCACCAUGGCAUCCAACCACCCCGCCUUCAGCUUCCACCAGAAGCAGGUGCUGAGGCAGCAGCUCAGCCAGAUCCAGGACAUCCUGCAGGCAAGCAGUGGAGGAGGAGGAGAAACUCAAGCUGCAGGGCCGAGCGGUGAACGAGCUGCCAUCUGUUACGCUCAGCCGCAUCACCACUAUCACCGUCAGUCGGUGUCCCUGCCUCUGUCCCCCUUGUCUCCCACUGCCUGCACCCUGCCUGAUGCCAGGGCUGCCUACCUGCCUCUGUCUGCCUGCCAAGCUUGCCUCACACACUGCACCUGCUGGCACAAGAGCCAGACCAGAGAGACCGGCACAGUAUUAGGAGCUGCUUUGGGACAAGGAGACCAAACAGUCAGCCAGGACCUGACUUCUCCCCACCAAGAACUCCGUCCUCCACCACCACCUCCUCCUCCCCCUCCUCCACCACCUCCUCUGCCGCCCCCUCAUCUGCCUUCUUCUCCACCUGCUGGGCAAAGUCAGGAUGCGGCAACUAAGAGCCAGCAGGGGAAUUCUGGAAAAGCGGUGAUUGAAAGGGUGGUGCUGAAAGGAGUUCCUCACAAGCCUGAAGACUCCAGCGAGUAUAGUUUUGAGGUUAGCUGGACCAAUGGGUUGGUAGUAUCUGUUGUAAGAACUCAGCAGGAGGUAGCAGAGCUGCUGACUCAGCUGUCACGAGCAUUUCCUGAUGGAGUGGAGAAGUUCCCGCCUCAGUCCAUGGAACUGGAUCCCAGGUGUCUAACAGCCCUGCCCUGCCAUGUCCUCCAGCACCAAAGUGUCCAGCUGUUCUUUACCUCCACCAGGCCUCUCUCACCCAACUGUCCCUCCUCACCCCUCUCCUCCCCACUUGCAUCCUCACUACCAACCUCUCCUAUAGCUCCAUCCUGCCCGUUCACCUCCAGCUCCAAUCUUGGCUGUAUGAUGCAGUACAAAGGAGGUAACAGGGUGGUGUACAGAGUGGCCAGCGUCCAGCCCGUCAUCAGCACCCACAACUCCAUCUUAACUCGCUCCACUCCUCACUUGUCCUCCCUUUCCUCCCCUCCUCUUCCGACUCCGGCUCUCCUACCUUCCAUUCCUCCUCCCCAGCACUCCCCACAGCUCUCCUCUCUCCCUCCCCCCGUGCCAGCCCUGCCAGCACGUGGCUCUGCAGGAAGCGGUGGCGACAGCUCCUCCCAACCUCAUCCUCAGCAUGGUCAGCUUCAUUUAUACCCACAGCCCUCCCAGCACCACCUUCAUGCACAAACCAGCAGCCAGCCCAGUACGCAGCCUCAGACUCUGCACCUGUCCCAUUCCCAACCAUCGUCCCAUUCACAUUCACAGUCCCGCUCCCAGUCCCAUAAUCAAUCGCUCUCCCAGUCUCAGCCUAAUACGCCAGAGCAGAAUGGCAUCCUGGACUGGCUCCGCAGGCUCCGCCUCCAUAAGUAUUACCCCGUCUUCAAACAGCUCACCAUGGAGGAGUUUUUAGCUCUGACAGAGGAGGACCUGAACAAGUACGACCUCACCCAAGGAGCAAAGAAGAAACUGAAGACCCAACUAGAACUCCAAAAGUCUGCAGACAGGGAGAUGAAGAUGGAGAAGCGGCCGUGCAGUGGCAUUGCCAGGGUGAUGCCUUCCAGUCACAUGGUACCCUCAGCUCACUCCACCUCCAGUGCAGGUGUGUUGGCUCCAGAUACAGCAGGAAUUGGUCCAGAGAAGGAUCGGCCCUGCAUGUUCAUUCUGAACUCGACAGGCUCCAGUCGCCCCACAGCCCAGGUUCUGCCCGUCCAAACCGAUCCAGCUCCUCCUCUUCCUCCCACAUGCUCCUCCCACCUCCCCUUCGGCCUCCCGCAGUCUGCUUAUCACCCACAGGGCGGUUACCCACAGACGCUGCUCUCCCCGGUCUCAAACCCAGCACGCAUCCUCACCUCCCCUCGCAAGCCCAGGCCCCCUCCGCUGGCCACAGAGGACCGGACUAAGCCGUUGGGCUCGAGCCUUCCUGUGGCCGGUGCAAGCUUCAGUUCAGGGCUCGGGGUGGGGGCUGGGGUGGGGGUAAGACGGGAAAACCUGUUCUCCAGGGUCAACAUGGAUGGCUCAUCUGGACUCCAGGACUCUGUGGUUUGUCGUGGUCUUGCGGGAGGUGGUGUUAGUCUGAUGGUAGAAACCAGCUGCGCUCUGACCUCCACCUCCAACAGCCACCACCACGUUUCCCACCCCCCUGUCCACUUCCACCUCUCAUCCUCUUCCUCCCCUUCUCCAUCUGGAUUUUACUCUUACCCCCCUGUAUCCUCAUCCUCCUUCGCGUCUUUCUCCGCUUCCUCCUCCUGCACCUCCUCAAAAUCCGCCUCUCAGACUGGCAGCUCCAGUGGUGGAGGUAGCUAUGUUCCCAUGGCAACAGCAAGCACAGUUCCUGUGGCUGCAGUCCCGGGCAACACUUACUACCCACCCCAGCAUACCUCCAGCCCCUCUCCUUCGCCCUCCUCUGCUUCUUCAUUGGAUCAAAGUUCUGGUCACAGUCCUUCCGUAUGUGUUUGCAGUUCUUGCGGUUGUCGAGGGAACUGCGGCGCCUACGGGGCAUUCCCUGGAUACGCCGCAGCCAGCUACCUGCAGCCGUUCUCAGCCGGGCCCUCACUCUUCACCCUGGGUCCUCUGCUCCAUCUCAGCCCCCUGAUAGCGUCGUCUAGCAACGCUGGCACAGGCGCUGCACCAUUCUCCUACCCAAUGAUGGUACCGCCGCCCCUCUACCGCCACAGCCCGCUGUCACAUGACCAGCAGCAGGGGUUCAGCUUUUACCAGCCCCAUGGCAUCAUGGGAAACGGUGGGCAAAAAAGGGCAGCUGGGAACCUGUCAUGUUAUAACUGCGGUGCCCACGGACACAGAGCCGAGGACUGCAAACAGCCACCCAUGGAUGCGACACAGCAAGGGACAUUUCGCUUGAAGUACACACCUCACUCUGACAGCAAGGACUCAGGAGACUAAGCAGCAGAGGCGGCUUUGGAUUUGAACUCCAGACUAAACUGUACCUCAUGGUCCUGCUGAAGCCAACAAAAAAACCCCAAAAGGGACAGGAGACAAACAGCCUGCUCCUUUAGUGCAGAGGGUUCACUGUUAGUCUGUUCAAAGACUGCUGAGUUGAAUCAUUGGUAUUCGUUCUUUCUUUCUUUUCUUUUCUUUCUUUUUUAAGCCAAAGCUUGCAAAGAGAUUAGAGGAGGAGGAAGAAGAUUUUAGGCACAAGUAAAAGUGGACAUUUAUAAACUCUACCAUGCUUGAUCUCAGAGAUGUAGCUCAAAGUCUUCCUCAGAGAAAACACUACAGACCGACAAUCAGUCACAUGAUCUGAAAAGAAGCUUCCCAGUCAAAUGAUGGGGCAUUCACCAUGACAACCACAGCACUCCAGAUGUGGUCUUCCAGAAUACGCAGCCUCUUGCUCUAAUCAAGUACCAGUGCUAUCCCUCCUUUCACAGGAUCUACUGGUGCACAACAUCUCACAGUACCACAGCUAAUCGUUUGAGUGUUGGCUCGUUGCUUCUCAUGGUUGGCAUGUCCACACAAAGAUUCCACUUUAAUCUACUAUUUCUAAAACUGGCACUGUAUGUUCAGGUGGUCGAAAGUUCCAAAGUUAAUCCUGACCAAAUCCUGAGUCACAGUAUUCACAUAUUCACCUGGUUUUAAGCUCUGUUUGAUUUCAAAACAGCCUCAAUCUACCAGUUACAUAUUCAGAGGUUUAUUCAUUUGCUUUGCUUCUGGUUAUCAACAAGCAGGAGUCAAAUGUCUGGUUUGGUGCUUUACAUCUCGUGCACCAGCCUUUAUACAGGUGUGCACAGAGCUGUUGGCCACAUUUAAACAGGAACACCGUAUUUAAAUGUGCUAACAGUUGAAUGAAUGAAUUCUAACUGUCACACAGACUGCAUGAACUGGAAACCACCUUCAGCAACUGGAGAUCUAAGAGGAAAACUGGUGUCUGUUGUGCAUCUUCAGCCCGAGUCUGUAUGUAAAGAUGGAAAAUCUGAUGGUUGAUGUAAUGUGCAACCAAAGUAACAACCAGGGGAUGAACAUGUGGUAUUGAGUGCAUGCCUUUUUCUCAGCACUGCUGGCUAAACAUUAUCACACAGCACUUCAUCCAAGACUACCAAAAUAGUUUCUUUGAAGCGUAUUGUAUCAUGGUGAUGUUUGAGUGUUCAUUUUUCCAUUUGCUCAGUUUGUUUUGAUUUUUUAAUUAGUUUCUGAGCCACCUGUUGGCCACUGUUCAGGAAAUGUACACAGGAACUUUCUGCACGAAUCUUCUAACACAUCUUGAGGGACUUUGGCAUUUUUUUCAGGAAGUUAAGUUUGUGUUAAAUGGGUGAUCCGAAUGCUAUAGCUGGUAAGCAAAGGACCCAACCAGUGUAGAAGACGGGCAGUUCAGAUUCUGCUGCAGUAAAGUUGCACAAUGGAGGUGGUGGUUGCUGGGCUACGUCAGAGCAGAUCUAGAGGGAACAGCUUCACUUCCUGCAAACCCAGGGGAGCUAAAUAGGUAAAAUAAUUAUUUUCACCUGCUUCUAUACAAAGAACAACAUGCUUUAUUUUAGUUUUCACAAAUGCAGCAUUAAUAAUAAGCCUGAUUGAAGUAAACUGCCAGUUAUGUCCUCUAGUUUUUUGUUUGUUUGUUUUUUACAACGCUGUUGUUUUUACCCAUAAAAUGCUAGCACUCUGCUAAUGCAUGCUGAUUGGUUGACUGAGGACUCUCCUAAAAGAAAGUGUUGCUAAAUAACUUCUUCUCCACUGCUGGCUUGCCUUAAAUCAAAAUGAUGGACGCCAAAAAGUGUCUCAAAGUGCCGAGACCUUCCUAAUGGGGAGAAAGGGAUUUUACUAAUAAUUAAACCCAUAUAUACAAAACAGAAAAUGGAACGAUAUCUAAGGUUUCAAACUGUUUUAUGAAAAACAUGGUGGAAACAUGUUUACCCCUCAUAUGUAACAUUUUUGGGUCUGUAGGCUGCUGUGAAUUCUGGACUGCCUGGAAAGCAUCUUCUUUCUUCUGGUUGCUUGAUGUUUAAGAGCACUGUGCUUAGACCUCAAUACCAUGUCUCCACCCUUGAUGGGUACUGCACAGACUCUGGUUGCAGAUAACAUCACCAUCACUCAAAUUCCAUGUUAGUUGGGCUUUUAUGCAGUGGCAUGCAUUGGGGACCUGUCAGCCAUUUUUAUUCACUUCUUGGCGAUCUGCAGCCUUUCUACCUCUGAGCAUGCCAGAGGGCGAAAUGACCCUCUGUGCACAAAUACAGCAACGACAAUCAGAAAAUAUCAUGUGGUUUACAUCAGGACGAACAUUCAAAGUGCCAAUUUUCUCUUUUCAUAAUUGUGGUGUAAGCGGGAGUUGUUCUUUUGUACUUUGUUUGUACAGGUCUAAGUAUGUCGAGCAUGUUGGAAUUUUAAGAAAGCAAUAGGAAGUGCUUCUGUGUUUGGGUCUUUGACCCGGUGGGGUUGGGCGGGUGGGAAGCUGCUGAGCUGGACCCAGAGCUGCACAGACACAAGGACAGCUGGUCCUUCAGAUGAAACUCUCUUUGUACCCCUGGAGGGCACAGCACAGGGAUGUGUGGGGUGUUUAUUUAAAAUAAGAAAUCCGAACAUUAAGUAUGUACGCGUUUGUUUGAGGUAUCGGCAAUUCGCUUUCAUAAUGUAAAAUAAAUUGUUCUGUGUUUUAUUCCAUUAGUUACAUAGAUGAGGGAAAUUUCUUUAUAUUGCUAGUUUAUCCUGUCAUUGUUUUAUAUAGAUUAUACCAAAGAACAGAGAUGGUUUGUAGACAGAAAAAGUUCCACUUUUGUAGGUUUUACUUACUCUUUAAGGAUGUUGGUAACUUGAUGCAUGCAUGUUCCAAAAUCUUUGUUUAAAUAUGCUUUUAAAAUAUUUGUGUGUUUUGAAAGUUUGGACUUAAUUACCCAGGUCUUUGUUGGUAAGAUUUUUUUAUGGCUUAAAAUUAAAUAAUUUUGGAUUCUCCCUUUUAUCACAGUGCCUGUGUGGCUUAUUUAUUAUGGGACCGGCUGCUCCGAGAAUCCUUAAAAGGUUGAAAGUGAAUGUUUAUGUACAAUAUAAUGUGUAAAAAAACAAACAAAAGACGGAGCCUCAAGCUGAAAGUUUUUGUUGCCGUCAUUUUAGCUUUUCGAAACAUGACGAUGACACAGUGGACACGCUCCACGGUAACUGGCUAAGCGACUGUCAAAGACAUGCAUCAGCAUUUAUAUGCAGUCAAAGGUAUGAGUCACUUUCACAUCUUUUUCCAUUGUCCUCUGAAUAUCUGCACUGGCUGUUUUUUGUUUGUUUGGGGUUUUUUUUCCUUUGGCAGUAUUUAGUAUUGUCUGUUCCUUGUUUUAGCAGGAAGUACAAAAUCUUGUUUUUCUAGUUAUUUGAAGGAUUUACCUAAGCUGAAUAGCAUGCUGUCUAACCAGAUCCUAACUCUUCACUACUUCAGUAACACUGAGGAACAUUGGGAGCCAGUUUUGACCAGAAUAUGUCCUUCAAGGCACAUAUUAUACAAAUAUGCAGGACUGCUUUCUUCCAUUUGUGGAAUAUCUGUAAAAAUUGGAAACAUCCCGUCUCAGAGUGAUGCUGAAAAGCUAGUUUAUGCAGUUAUUACUUCUAGGCUGAAUUACUUUUAUGCAGUUAUUAUCAGGAUGUCCUAAAAACUCCCUGAAAGGCCUUCAGUUGAUCCAAAAUGCUGCAGCAAGAGUACUGACAGGGGCUAGAAAGAGAGGGCAUACUUCUUCAUUGGCUCCCCGUUAAAUCCAAAAUCAAAUAUAAAAUGCCUCUCUUAAAUAAUCAGGCCCCAUCUUAUCUCGUAAUAUUGUAUCACUAUAUUAGGGCACUUUACUCUAAGGCUUUAGGCUUAUUUGUGGUUCCUAUUUGUGGUAUUUAAAAGUAGAAUUCUCUAAGCUGCCUAACAUUUGGCAUUUUUGCUGUUACUGCUAUGAUCCUGUCUGCUCUGGUUCAAUCUAAUUGAUUUUCAGUGUAAAGAACUCAGAGGGUUGCCCUUCAGCACUAAAACAAGCAACAGACAAGGUGAUUAGUCAGUCGGGCAAUCACGUAUUUUAUGUGCAUCUUUUAUACAAAUAGGUGAUCAGCUGUUGGACAUGUAAGCAUAGACGUCAUUAUAUGGCAUUCUAUUGUUUAAACUACAGCAUCACCUUUUAAUGCUGUCUUUUCACAUAUGUAGCAGUAAUGAAGUCAAUUUAGGGUUUAAUGGUCAGGAAAACAAAACAAAACACAGGAACCUUUUUUUCCCUCCUUUUAUUGUUUACAAAAUACCAACAUAAAUACAUAAAGGAGGCUGUGUGAUAUUGCUGUAUGUGGAUGUGUGUGAAACAGAGGAGCAGGCGGAAAGGACAAUGCACACACCCACACACACAAAUGCUCCACCCCUCUGUUACAAACACACAGUAGCUUAAACUAUUUGUACUGCAGACAGCGAAUAGUCGCAACACAUCGUACAGUCAAAAAAAACAAAGCCUAUUAAAUAAAGGAACCAAAAAGAUAAAAAUACUGUGAUAUAAAGCAGCUAAAACUCAAAUCUGUGAAAGAGUGCCGCCCUUUAAAAACCUACUGGGCAGGUGUAAAUUCCUAAAUUCCCCUGCAGUGACAGUGCUUGUUGUAAUUCAGUGAAGUGAAACUGAACAGCAGUGACAGCUCUGGGAAAAAUCAGCCCUGUGGGUUAAAGGGAAAAAAAAACCAAAUCCACAGCCAGACACGAUGUUCGUGAACCUGCCUGUGUUUUGCUCUCUCCAAUCAUCGUUUCUGCAAAAAAAAAUAAAAAAAAAUAUGAAUUUAAAAAAAAAAAAAGGAUGAGGACAUGGCAAACUCCUCCCCUGUUCUGCAUUUU